Linum trigynum is the source of this 2173-nucleotide messenger RNA. NCBI's taxonomy places the organism in Eukaryota, Viridiplantae, Streptophyta, Magnoliopsida, Malpighiales, Linaceae. The record is from the annotation of a GenBank genome assembly.
GUUGUACAUUUUAGAGUACGGGCUGGCGUGGCAACCCAACUACCAACUGUUGUAUUUUAUGGUCUCAAUUGGCCCAUCAAACCAUCCAAAUUGGCUGUAUCUCGUAACAACGGUAAAUACCACAAAUUCCCAUCUCCGGACCAUUUAACGACACGUCUCUUUCUUUCUCUGGGCAACCAUUAAGCUACUGGGCCGGCCCAACGAGUAAACCCAAUAACUCAAUUUAGAUUCGAAGGCCCAAAACCCGCCAUAUUAGGCCCAGCUUCAAGACGGGCGCCUUAAAACCCGAAAUACGAACUCCGUCCGCCUCCAAUGGCGGGGACUUCUCGCGCCAGCCUCUCCUUCGCCUCACCGCCGGCCGUAACCACCGUCGCUUCCACCUCUGGCGGCAGAUUCCGGCUCCGCCCAAUCCUCGUCGCUUCCUCGUGCCCUUCAUUUCCUUCGAGGUCGCUACGGAGGAAAAACUACCUGCGUCCUAAAAUCCUCAAAACCCUAACUAAACCCUCGCCAACUGCUCCUCAUCUUCCGGAGAUUGCUGCACCAGCUGAAGAAUUGGAACUCCCCGUCGCUCCUCCGCCUCGAUUGGAGCAGGUUGACGAUGCUUUCUUGGAUGAAUCCCAGAAGGAGGAGGUUUUGCCCGCGGGAGGGAUGGAAGAAGUUGAGAGCUAUCGAGCAUCGGAGACAGUUGAUAAUGCUGGAAAUCUUGGGGGAUUAGUUGGUAAGCUACCUGUGAAUUCUGUUUUGAAGUUUGCUGUCUUCUUGCUGGGCUGCUUCGUACUCGAGACGGCAGUUGUUGUGCUGUUUUUUGGAACGCCGGAGAAGGAUGAGAGGUUGAGAAGUUUGGAUAAGAGAAGGAAUUUAGGGUCUCAGUUUGGGAAUGGGGAUGACAUUGGUGAUGGUGGUGAAUUUGAUGAGAAGGUCAAUGAGAUUAGGGCCAUGGCGAGGGAGGCGAGAAAGAGUGAGAGAAGGCAGGUGGUGGAAGGUGAGCAAGAGAUUGGGAUUGAGAAGGAAGUGAGUGAACGGUUGGUGAAGCUGCAGAAGAAACUGGAUUACAAGAGGGAUAAGUUGCCUGGACCGAUUGUCGAUUCUCUGGGGCUGUCGGCAAAUCACGAAGACGAUGUAGUUGGAGAAGAUGAAUCUGUGCCAUUGAUGUUCAAGAAAAAACCUAGAUUUAGAAGCCCGUCAGUCAAUCCCAGGGGCACUCCAAAGGGAUUCUCGGGUUCGGUAAGAGGAAAAGACCUGAAUGGUGCAUCUAGACAGGGUGGUUUCGGGGUUAGUAAAAAUAAUAAGAGCAUGAAAGCUGGGAGUUCUGGAACGAGUUCAUUGAGAAAUGCCGGGAAUUCAAGAAAGGAAAGUGAUUCUGGUGCUCACCAGGAGUCUACUGAAGGUGUACCUACAGGUGAAGUCACUAAAUCUCAGAGGAGUGUUAUUGAGAACUUAAACAUUGGGAGUGUAACGAGAGACAAACAGGAAACCAACAUUAACCCCAACAGCGUAGAUUCUUUGAGUAGAGGUGGUGGAGUAGAUGGCACACAGAAACCCGUGAAGAGUAAUUUGAAGGAUAAAAAGGCAGAUCUAGGGACAAAUAUCUGGUGGUCAAAGCUUUCUUAUGUUAUGGCUAUCCUUAUGCGCAGAGGGGUGGAAGAUGAAGGAGAAGAGGGGCUUUUUGUUGUACGACGAAGUUCUGAGGCAUCCAACCAAGGAAACUCUUACACUCUUGCAUUUCAAGACCGCUCGGAUGCAAAUAACUUUUGCUUUCUACUUGAAUCUUUUUUCGAGGGGUUAGGUGACUUCAGUGCUGAUAUUGUUCCGCUGUCAGUACGAGAACUUAGCGAGGCGAUGAAAUCAGAUUCCAAGAAAGUUAUUGUUGUGAAGAAGGGCCAACUUAAGCUUUAUGCCGGUCAACCAUUCAAUGAAGUUGAGAGCGCUUUACAGUCUCUGAUCGAAGAGAAUCAAAGCGAAUAACUGUCAGGUGGUCAGUUUUAAGGCUCUUUGUGUUUCUUUGUAGUCUGAUGACGAGCUUCUCCUUAUGGAUUCACUCGAUUCACCGUGUUUUGUCGACUAUAGAAAUGAGGAAAGUUUCCUUAUCUCUUGAGACAUUCACCGAGUUUUGUCGACUAUAGAAACGAGGAAAGUUUGCUUUUCUUUUGAGACAUCAUCGUAAACCAUAUGU